AUGACACAGGAAAAAGAGUCAACCCCUAGCACACCCUCUAGCGGGGGCGUGCUCGAGUCCCAAGGCCUCAAGUCGCCAAACAGACAACCAUCAACCCGCUCAAGGGCAUGGAAGCAUCUCAACGAGAAUGUCUGUGCCUCGGCCCUCGCCGAGCUCGAGCUCCUCAUCCUCACCUUCUGCAUUGGUCUCCAAGACGCCGUCUCCUUCCCCGACUUCCACUGCUUCGCCUCCAACCAGACCGGCAACACCGUCUUCCUCGUCCUAGCCAUCGUCCUCCCCGAAGCCGACGGCGACAUGUUCUACACGGCCAACAUCGGCAUCGCGCUGGGCUUCUUCCUGGCGGCGGCCUGGCUGACGGGCCAGCUGGGCCACAUCGUGGGGGCGCGGCGCCGCUGCUGGCUGGUGCUGUGCAACCUGCUGCAGACGGCGCUCGUCUUCGCUGCCGCGGGCCUGCAGUACGCCCACCGCUCCCCGACCACGGGCCGCCUCGACCUCGACGGCGCCCGCGCCCCGAGCACCCUCUGGGCCAUCGGCCUGCUCGCCACCGCCGCGGGGAGCCAGGUCGUCCAGGCCCGCUCCCUGCGCGUGACCGAGAUUACGACGGCCAUGGCCACGGCCGCGUGGGUCGAUCUGAUGAUUGAUCCGAACUUGUAUGCGCGCAGCAACAGGGGCCGGAAUAGGAGGCUGGGGUUUUUGGCGGCGCUGGUGUUGGGGACGCUGGCGGGCGCGUUUAUCUUCAGGAGGGUGGGGUCGCCGGCGGCGUUGGUCGUCUCUGCGGCGGGUAAGUUGCUGGUGACGGUUAUGUAUCUGUUCAACCCGGCGGAUAAACCCAAGGCGGAGGAGAGUGCCGAGGAUUCGGCGUGA
Messenger RNA from Chaetomium globosum CBS 148.51, 864 nucleotides. RefSeq lists its product as uncharacterized. The coding region runs from base 1 to 864 and encodes 287 amino acids. NCBI's taxonomy places the organism in Eukaryota, Fungi, Ascomycota, Sordariomycetes, Sordariales, Chaetomiaceae. The transcript has 2 exons. The record is from RefSeq and is a predicted model, not a curated record.